ACCCACCACUUACCGCCGAAACAAAGCUUGAUGCUCUUUCUUGUCCCUCUUUUUUCGUCUUAGUGAGGCGGCCAAAUUAGCUCUUAAUUAAUUUAUUAUGAUCUGAUUUUUCUGUGUGUCUUGAGAAAUGGUGUGGGCAGGUAGAAUGCUGUGUUCAACGACACCGUUUUGUCCUUCCACUUCAUCGCUUCCUAGAAAUCUUAGAAAUAAUACUAAAUGGCGAUCCAUGGCUUCUGAUGCUGAUGCUUCUUCUUCAUUCUCUACUUCUAUGGAUUCUGAUAAAAACGCCGCCGGGUUUUGUAUAAUAGAAGGGCCUGAGACAGUACAGGACUUUGCCAAAAUGGAGUUGCAAGAAAUUCGAGAUAAUAUUAGAAGUCGAAGAAACAAGAUAUUCUUGCAUAUGGAGGAGGUACGCCGGCUAAGAAUACAACAAAGGAUAAAGAGUGCUGAGCUUGGGAUACUAACUGAGGCACAAGAAAAUGAUCUUCCUAAUUUCCCAUCAUUUAUUCCCUUUUUGCCGCCUCUUACAUCAGCAAAUCUUAAGCAAUAUUAUGCUACUUGUUUCUCCCUCAUUGCUGGAGUUAUGCUUUUUGGUGGACUUCUAGCACCUAGUUUGGAGCUAAAACUGGGAUUAGGAGGCACAUCAUAUGCUGAUUUUAUCCGAAGCAUGCAUCUACCAAUGCAACUGAGUCAGGUCGAUCCAAUUGUGGCAUCAUUCUCUGGGGGUGCAGUUGGGGUGAUCUCUGCAUUGAUGGUUGUUGAAAUCAAUAAUGUGAAACAGCAGGAACAUAAGAAGUGCAAGUACUGUCUUGGAACAGGAUAUCUUGCUUGUGCUCGAUGUUCCAACACUGGAGCUCUUGUUCUUAUCGAACCUGUUUCCACGGUUAAAGGAGCGGACAACCCUCUGUCACCACCUAAUACAGAGAGGUGUCCCAAUUGUUCAGGUUCAGGAAAGGUCAUGUGCCCUACGUGUCUUUGUACUGGGAUGGCUAUGGCAAGUGAACACGAUCCACGAAUUGAUCCCUUCGAUUAAAUAGAAUAUAGAUUUCUUUACUGGGACUUUUAACAUUGAAUAUGUAAAGUUUAGAUGAAGCAUCACCGCUAAAUGAACUACACCUAUUUAAAAAGAGUCAGUUUAGACUAGUAUGAAAA
Molecule: messenger RNA, 1152 nt
Organism: Lycium barbarum (goji berry)
Lineage: Eukaryota; Viridiplantae; Streptophyta; Magnoliopsida; Solanales; Solanaceae
Product: protein ORANGE-GREEN, chloroplastic
Exons: 8
Coding region: 128-1033 (301 amino acids)
Source: RefSeq, a predicted model, not a curated record